Molecule: messenger RNA, 1058 nt
Organism: Tigriopus californicus
Lineage: Eukaryota; Metazoa; Arthropoda; Copepoda; Harpacticoida; Harpacticidae
Gene: Bet5
Product: trafficking protein particle complex subunit 1-like
Exons: 2
Coding region: 138-572 (144 amino acids)
Biological process (GO): endoplasmic reticulum to Golgi vesicle-mediated transport
Cellular component (GO): TRAPP complex
Source: RefSeq, a predicted model, not a curated record
CUCGGGGGUUUUCUUCCCCUUUAGUCUCCCUUCCAAAGCGACAAAUCACACCAAUGAUGAAACUGACAUUGGUAUUAAAGGUGUGAGCUGGCUGCUCUCGGUCACAUUGAUUGAACUUUGACUGAAGCCCGGUCAUCAUGACCAUUUUCAAUUUGUGGCUUUUCGAUGAGAAAGGCAAUCUGAUUUACUACCGAGAAUGGAACCGCAAAAAGAAUACCUCCAUGGAGAGGAACGAGGAGGCCAAGCUGUUGUAUGGUAUGCUGUUCUCCAUCAAAUCGUUCGUCAAUAAGCUUUCACCUGCGGACAUGAAGGAUGGUUUCCUGAGUUACAAAACCAGUAAAUAUCGCUUGAAUUACUAUGAAACGCCCACGGGGGUCAAGCUCGUGAUGAACACAGAUACCACGGUCACUCAUCCCAUCGUGCGAGACUUGUUAAAGAGCGUGUACGGUCAGAUCUAUGUGGAAUAUGCAGUGAAGAACCCCAUGUACGUCCUGGGACAACCCAUUGAAUCCGAGCUGUUUGGCGUGAAGUUGGACGAUCUAGUCCGCGCAUCACCUUUGUUCAAGGCUUAGUACUUGAUAGUGACUGAUCAGAUCAUCAUGGAGAGCUUGGAUCCAUCCAAUUUGGUUCCCUCCGUGACGUAUUGGGACGAGAUCCGUGAUAUGAUGUUUGCUUUUGGCGACUCCAUCCGUCCCAAACGAGAGACGGCCGAAAUCUUAGAAGAGCUCGUCUUGGAACAAAUGAGAGAGAUCCUGUUCCGAGCCCAAGAAGUGGCAGAGAGGCGUACCAAUAGCCAAAUUGGAUUGGAAGAGCUGUUAUUCCUCCAGAGGCGGCAACCCGUGAAAAUUCAACGCCUCUUGAAAUACUUGUCCGUUCGCGACACUGCGGCCACAUUUCAGGCCCUGUCUGGCGACAACGUGAGUGCGGAAUGUAAACGCGUGAAAAAAUGUAAAGACUUCUUGCGACGAAUUGACACGGAUGGGUCCUUGAUUAAAGCUGCCAGUGAAGAGUUGCAGGACGAAGUUCGCAUGGAGCGACUCCGCCGAAUGGACCGGCUA